Messenger RNA from Colletotrichum navitas, 1308 nucleotides. Its product is annotated as metal-dependent amidase/aminoacylase/carboxypeptidase. The record is from RefSeq and is a predicted model, not a curated record. NCBI's taxonomy places the organism in Eukaryota, Fungi, Ascomycota, Sordariomycetes, Glomerellales, Glomerellaceae. The transcript has 2 exons. Gene Ontology annotation, molecular function: dipeptidase activity. The coding region runs from base 1 to 1308 and encodes 435 amino acids.
AUGUCCAUCAUUCAGGUCCCAGACGUCGCCUCGACAGACAAGCCAGGCGAUAAACAGGGGCCUAGAUCGCUACAGGAAACUUUCGACAUCGAAACGGCCCGUGACAUUAUCAACUCGGAACUUGAUGAGCUGAACUCGUCACUGCACAAUGAGAUCAACAAAGUGCUCCAUGCCAACCCAGAAACUGCCUACAAAGAAUUCUUUGCUCAUGACACCAUUGCGAGUUACCUUGAAAAGCAUGGCUUUACCGUCAAGAGACACACAUAUGGCCUCGAAACCAGCUUCGAGGCCGAAAUCGGCUCUGGCGGCCGCCAAGUUGUCGUAUGUGCCGAGUAUGACGCGCUCCCCGAAAUUGGACACGCGUGUGGCCACAAUCUUAUCGCAACAUCCUCAAUUGCUGCAUUCCUGGGAGCUGCUCGUGUUCUGAAAACUCUCAAAAUCCCUGGAAGACUGCGUAUACUGGGUACCCCGGCAGAAGAAGGCGGCGGCGGAAAAGCAAAGCUCAUUGACGCCGGCGCGUUUAGUCCACCUGAGGAUAUUGCGGCCGCCAUCAUGGCCCAUCCAACCGCAGCUCAUCAGGGUGGCAGUGGCGACGGAUCCUCGGGUUUGGCCGGAUUCAAGCUUAUUGCGAGCCACAAGUUCAAGGUCGAGUUCCGCGGGAGGCCAGCCCACGCAGCUGGUGAGCCUUGGAAAGGCUUGAAUGCACUGGAUGCAGCAGUAGCAGCUUACAAUAACGUUGCUCUCUUGAGGCAGCAGAUCCAAUCUGACGAGAGGAUUCAUGGUGUUAUUGAGAUUGGAGGCACCGUCCCGAACGUCAUCACGGAUUAUACCCGUAUGAACUGGAACGUCCGCAGCCCAACCAUUGACCGCGCAGACGCCCUUCUGAAAAGAGUCAAGGCAUGUCUGGAGGCAGGUGCAGCGGCGACUGGCUGCGAUAUCAACUAUAUUGUGUCGCCCACGUAUAUGAAUUUGCGCGCUAAUGACACACUUUGCAAAACUUACGUCGAGGAUAUGGCAGCUAUUGGAGAGACAAUUCAGACUCAUCAGAAUAAACCUUUCAAUGCCUCAACCGACAUGGGCAAUGUUUCUCACCUCGUGCCUAGUUUCCACGGCGCGUUUGUUAUUCCAACAUCACCAGACGUAGCAGGCCAUAAUCCCAAAUUUGCAGCGGCAGCAGCGACAGACGAGGCACACACUGCAGCCAUCAAAUGCGCCAGGGGAAUGGCUAUGCUCGCCGUCAGAGUGCUUACCAAUGGUGUCAUUGCUCAAGAGGCGAGAAAGGACUUCGCAACCCCUGAUAAGGAAUGA